This is a messenger RNA of Rattus rattus (black rat), 2424 nucleotides long. It is a transcript of the gene Ttc39b, whose product is annotated as tetratricopeptide repeat domain 39B. The coding region runs from base 139 to 1992 and encodes 617 amino acids. Lineage: Eukaryota; Metazoa; Chordata; Mammalia; Rodentia; Muridae. Gene Ontology annotation, molecular function: protein binding. The record is from RefSeq and is a predicted model, not a curated record. The transcript has 20 exons. Gene Ontology annotation, biological process: regulation of cholesterol metabolic process; cholesterol homeostasis; regulation of cholesterol efflux.
CGCCGGGGGCGGGGACAGCUCGGUCCGGUCGCUCGGGGCCGCCUGGUUCCUCCUCCACCGGCGCUGGGCUGAACCCAGAGCCCAGAAAAGAGUCGGUUCUGAGUUCCCUGUGGGUGUGCGGCCGCCGCGGAGGGGAACAUGGCGCUCGUGGGCAGCCGAGUGGAAUUGGACGCGGACGAGGACAUCUUUGAAGAUGCCUUGGAGACCAUCUCUAGGUCUCCAUCAGACAUGGCAACCAGCGGCUUUCACUUUGUACCGUGUGACACCAAACGGACCUCCAGACAGCUGGGAGCGCCUGCUGUGGGAAGAGCAGAAGGUUCAUCAGCCAAGGUGGAUCUCAAGAGCGGCUUGGAGGAGUGUGCAGCUGCGCUGAACUUGUUUCUCAGUAACAGAUUCAAAGAUGCCUUAGAGUUGCUUCGCCCAUGGGCCAAGGAGAGCAUGUACCACGCCUUGGGCUACAGUACUAUUGUGGUGUUGCAGGCUGUCAUGACCUUUGAGCAACAGGACAUCCAGAAUGGCAUUUCCGCCAUGAAGGACGCUUUACAAACAUGCCAAAAAUACAGGAAGAAGUGCACAGUUGUGGAGUCCUUCUCCAGUCUCCUUUCUCGGGGGUCACUGGAACAACUGAGUGAAGAGGAGAUGCACGCCGAAAUCUGUUAUGCUGAGUGUCUCCUACAGAAAGCAGCACUCACGUUUGUGCAGGAUGAAAAUAUGAUCAACUUCAUCAAAGGUGGACUCAAAAUUAGAACAAGUUACCAAAUAUAUAAAGAGUGCCUUUCUAUCCUGCACGUCAUUCAGAAGAACAAAGAAGAGCAGCACUUCUUCUACGAGUUUGAAGGAGGAGUCAAGCUUGGAACGGGGGCCUUUAAUUUGAUGCUGUCUCUUUUACCAGCAAGAAUCAUCCGAUUACUAGAAUUUAUUGGAUUUUCUGGAAACAGGGACCUGGGCCUUCUGCAGCUACGGGAAGGUGCAUCAGGAAGCAGCAUGCGGUCCCCACUCUGUUGCCUUACAAUCCUGGCUUUCCAUACCUACAUUUCCCUGAUUCUCGGUACAGGAGAAGUGAAUGUUGUGGAAGCAGAGAGUCUCCUUGCACCGUUCCUUCAGCAGUUCCCAAAUGGCUCCCUCAUCCUCUUCUAUCAUGCCCGAAUCGAGCUGCUGAAAGGCAACGCUGAAAAGGCUCAAGAAACAUUUCGAAAGUGCAUUUCAGUUCAAGAAGAGUGGAAACAGUUUCACCAUCUCUGUUACUGGGAAUUAAUGUGGAUUUAUAUAUACCAACAAAAUUGGAUGCAGGCAUAUUACUAUUCAGACCUACUUUGCAAAGAGAGUAAAUGGUCCAAGGCAACAUAUGUGUUCUUGAAAGCUGCCAUUUUGAGCAUGCUUCCAGAGGAAGAAGUGGCAGUGACUAAGGAGAAUGUAGUGUCUCUGUUCAGACAGGUAGAUGGCUUGAAGCAGAGAAUCGCCGGGAAAUCUCUCCCAACCGAGAAGUUCGCUGUGAGGAAGGCUCGGAGGUACUCUCCCUCCUCGGGUGUCCCAGGAAAACUCGUCUUGCCAGCCCUGGAAAUGAUGUACGUCUGGAACGGCUUUUCAAUAGUGGGCAAAAGAAAGGACCUUUCUGAAAACCUCUUGGUGACUGUGGAGAAGGCUGAGGAGGCCUUACAAAAUCAAGACUUUACUGACUACUCCGUGGACGACGAAUGCUUGGUGAAGUUACUGAAAGGAUGCUGCCUCAAAAACUUACAGCGGCCCUUGCAAGCCGAGCUGUGUUUCAACCAUGUUUUGGAAAGUGAGAAGCUAUUGAAGUAUGACCACUACCUGGUGCCAUUCACUCUGUUUGAGUUGGCAUUUUUGUAUAAAAGUCAAGGGGAAAUCGACAAGGCCAUUAAGGUCCUCGAAACUGCAAGAAACAACUACAAAGAUUACUCCUUGGAGUCCAGACUACACUUCAGAAUUCAAGCAGCUCUUCAUCUCUGGAAGAAGCCAUCCUCGGAUUGAUCCGGAAGACGCAGGAUGGAAUCUUGCCCCCCAGUUAACGUUGACUCUUGCUGUGGAGAUCAGCUCGUGUCAAAUAAGAAACAGAAAAGCUGUUGCCAGGCCCUUCCUGCCACCAGAGUGACUUACUGUUGGUCUACAUACGCUCCCCUAUGGAAGGACAUUCAGUACUAUAUAGAAAUUCUUAUACUCUGCCUUUGAAAAGGACUUCACGCUAGAUUUCAAUUGAGGGGUCAAGUCUUUUAAAAGACUGGCAGGUACAAUAAAGCCUAGUUAGAUUAUUUAUUUUUUUAAUGUAAAAAUGAAUAUUGUUCAAGUAGCAAAUGGCUUUAUCAGCUGAGCCAUUUUUAGAUUGGCUUGUCCUUUAAACCUCAGAUAUUUUACUGCUGUUUAAAUCUCAGAGAGUAAAUAAAUAUCACAUCUCUAAUAAUACAA